AUGGCCCCCGGCCCCUUCGCCCGCUUCGCCGCGCGCCAGCCCGGCCGCAACUCCCUCCUCCUCUUCCUCGGCACCUUCAAGGCCCUCGCCGCCGCCCACCUCCUCAUAGACUACGGCUACCGCACCGGCCCCGCCCAGGGCGCCUCCAUGCUCCCCACCUUUUCCAUCUUUGGCGAUCACUUUCUCAUCUCGCACCACCACCGCCGUGGCCGGGGCAUCCGCGUCGGCGACCUCGUCGAGUACAGCAUCCCCAUCUUCCGCAACAGCCGCGGCAUCAAGCGCGUUAUCGGCAUGCCGGGCGACUACGUCCUCAUGCAUACGCCGGGGGCGCCCGUGGCCGAAGGCGCCGAGCCCUACAUGAUGCAGGUUCCCGAAGGCCACUGUUGGAUCGUUGGCGAUAACCUGCCCAGUUCGCGAGACUCGAGGACCUUUGGACCACUACCCCUCGCCUCUAUACACGGCAAGGUCAUAGCCAAGGUGUUACCUCUGAAGGAAGCGGAAUGGAUAGAGAACCCUUUAGAUGAAUCACAUUGA
This is a messenger RNA of Verticillium nonalfalfae, 534 nucleotides long. RefSeq lists its product as uncharacterized. The transcript is spliced from 2 exons. Gene Ontology annotation, molecular function: serine-type endopeptidase activity. The record is from RefSeq and is a predicted model, not a curated record. Gene Ontology annotation, cellular component: mitochondrial inner membrane peptidase complex; membrane. Lineage: Eukaryota; Fungi; Ascomycota; Sordariomycetes; Glomerellales; Plectosphaerellaceae. Bases 1 to 534 code for a protein of 177 amino acids.